UCGUUUCUCCACACUCCUCCAGUACACACCACCACCAGCAGGCCGCCCUUAGCUCAUCACCACCUCCUCCUCCUCCACACUCCACCUUCUUCAGAGUCCUCCUCCAUGAAGUACGUGAUGAGCGAGGAGGAGUUCCUGCUGAAGUGGAACAACCACCAGACUAACUUCGUGGAUGUGUUCAACGAGCUGCUUCAGGAUGAGUCUUUCGUGGACGUGACGCUGGUGUGCGGGGGCGAGGCGGUGCCGGGCCACAAGAUGGUGCUGGCCGCUUGCUCCCCGCUCCUGCACCGCAUCCUCCGGGACAACCCAUGCCGCCACCCGCUGGUCAUUCUUGGAGACGUGCCUGCUGGGGACAUGCGCGCCAUCAUGCACUUCAUCUAUCAGGGCGAAGUGAGCGUCUCCCAGUCCGAAUUGGCGAGCUUCCUCAAAACUGCUGAUAACCUCCAGAUUAAAGGGCUGGCGGAGAACAGGGAGAGCAGCGGGAAGGAGGACAGGAAGAGGAAAGACAAGGACGGGGAGAGAUUGGAGGGUCGACCCAAUAACAAGAGGCAGCGCACCUCUGAGGGGAGGCUGGACAACGUAAACACCACAGCCGCGCCUGCCAUGUCCCCUGUCUCAUCUCGCUCACACAAGUCACUCAGCGAUUCUCAUUCUUCUAGUCACAAGGGUCGGGGGGGCGGCAACAGGGCCACGGGGGACGAGCAGCACCACCAGCAGGGCCUCAGGAACAGCAGUGGCGGGCGAAGCAGCGCCACCAAUAGCACCACCAACCACCACCACAAUCAUCACCCAGCCACCAAGCACCAUACUCCCUCAUCCAGACACUCAAGUUCAAAAGCUUCCCACACCCAAGACAUUCCCUCUAAAGUGUCCUCCUCAUCCAGUAAGCACCGUGGGGAGGAAGGCGUCAGCACCUCUCACCACCACCACCACCACAACUCGGAGAACAGUGCGGGUGAUGACAAAAUGAUGACGAAGGAGGAACUGGAUGAACUUACUGUGAAGACUGAGCCCCUCGAUUACCCUGUGGAGGUGGCGUGGAGUGAGGGAGCCCUGGGACGGGAGGCGGGCAUGGAGGACUCUCAGGGUCUGCUGCCAGCUAUCUCUGCCUCCAUGGCCGGUGGUCUGGAGGGUGUGGCCGCUGCUAUUGUGGCCUCUCCAAACCUUCCUAUCAUUGAGUUUGGCGAUGACAGCCGAAAUGAUGACGGGAGUCGGGGUGACCUGUCCACUGCCUCAGAUGAUGUGAAUGUCAACAAUACCGCGGAGCUGGAGGAGGGAGAGGAGGAAAACACCACGUCAGGGUCUCCAGGCAAGUUUCGUGGUGGACGCAAAGCUUGCUGCUUUUGUGGUAAGACGUUCUGUGACAACUACACUCUGCGGCGCCACAUGGUGACUCACCUGACUCGGGAGCGGCAGUUUGAGUGUCCGAUGUGUAGCGCCGCGUACUCUCGCAAGGACCACCUUAUGGCCCACAUCAGAAGGAAACACCCCAUAGCUGAUGAGGUGGACAAGAUAGACAUCAGUACCGGACAAGCAGGGUAAAAUUCACACUCCAGGGGACAAGAAUUCUCUCAGGUGUGUGUGAGUGAUGGUCAUGGUUGUCCGAACUCAGUUUAUCCUGAGCACACUCCCUUUGCCAUUCCAAGCUGUUCAGGAGUUACCACUGUCAUUGUGCACAGUGGUACUUAGUCAUUAUUCUGUUGACAUGCUCACAUAUGAGAUGUAUAUUUUGGAAUUUGUUGAGCUGUUUUAUUGUGAUGAUUCCAACUUUUGUUGUAAAAUUACCCUUUAGGUUUAAUGUAGUUAUUAUGGAGUCUGAUUUGUUAAUUUUCUCUGUUUUCCUUCUCCUCAAGUGGUGAGGUAAUCUCUAUAUUCCUUUCCCCUCAGCUGAUGAGGUAAGACAUCAAAACUUGUAAUAUAGUUUUCACUGUAAAUGUUUUCAGCAAUGGUGUCGUAUGGCUCCAUAUCGCCAUGUGUUCAGUGUUGACAGUGCUGGACUUUUUCAUCCUAAGGAUGACAUUGUAAUGAUCAACACAGAAGCUCCUACACAAGCUUGGUGUAGCCUCCUCUGUGUUGUGUCUUGUGUGGGGACAUUGGUGUCAGGUGAGGAGGACAUGACCCUGAGGUAGUCAUGCACACACUUUACCUUCUUUAUGAUAACAGUUCAGGAGAGUCUGAUAUUCAAUACCUAAUGAAAUUGUGUACAGAUAUACACAUGUGCAGUAUGUGCAACACAAUGCUUUUAUGCAUAUUAGCUGAGGGCAAGUAGCCAAUCCAGUCUGCUGAAUGUCCUCCUCUGCUCACGCAUCAGUUUGGUAUAAAAGGUUUGCAGGUCUGUGUGUCCUCAUCACUCUGUCAUCAGUGUCCUCAAGGCACAAGGGAGCUGAAACUUAUGUGACCAACUUGAGCCUAUCCUGACCUUUAAAGUCUGCAUUUAGUAUAUAACAUUGAGGGAGUAGCAAGGUAUUAGUCAUUGUGGGCUUUCGCCUACUAGGUGUGUGGGCUGUUAGGUUAGUGGUCUGAUAUAUAUAUAUAAAUAUAUAAGCAUAUAUACAUGCAGUCUGUGAGAGGUGAGGCAUUCUUGCCUUACAAGAUGUGUUGUUGGUUUGGUCUGAAGCUCACUCAACGUGUGUCAUGAGUGGGCAGCAUCCUCCCAGUCAUGUCUUGGUGUGUGUCUCUGUGCCUUCUAACUAACCCUGAACAAGCGCGAUCAAAUGUGCCAGUUAAUGCACAGCUUGGCUAUACUUGAGCUCCUUCAACACACUCUGCUGACACAAUCCUCUUUGCCUUGCCAAGUUCACCUCUUAGGGCGGGAAUGCAGCAACAUAUUUAUAUUUUUAACAAAAAAUUUUGGUGGAUCAGGGCCCCUUUUUGAUACCUCUUGGCUGUAGUGUUUUUAUAAAGAUGUGUUUUAUCAUGAGUAGUUGGUAUCUGUAAAAAAAUUACAAGGCCGUACUUUUUCAAUCCAGUUGUUAUUAAGAUAAGCUGAAGAUGGCAUGUAAGUUUUUGUUCUGGGGGGAAUUUCAAGAGGUGAACUGUUCUGUUGAUGCCAUAGUACAUUGCAUAGUUUUAAGGCUGGCAUGAAUACCUGGCAAGGCUUGCACAGGUAAUAAGCUGAUUGCUGAUUUGUGGCUACUGGCAGGAGUCAAGCCAAUCCCAUCAUGCCAAUUAUCAAAAUAAUAGGAAAUGUGAUGAUCCUCAAGGUUGUUUAUGCAGUUCAUGUUAUCCAUCAUACCUAAGGAUCUUCAGUUGGACUUUUAUCUAUAUUUUAACUAGAUUGGAUCAGCUCACAGAUUCCCAUGUUCCAUUACUUAACUGAUGAAUCAUAACUUUGCAUCACACAAGUACUAGUGUCAUUACUCUUCUCUGAGGAUUGUGAGUAACAGAUUCAAGGGAUCAUGGUACAAGGGUGUUUACAUCUUAUUCUGAUUUUAUCAUCUAGUAACCUAUGCAUUCAUGGCCUCUCUCUCAUGGUCAUGUGUGACUUUAAAGAAUUAUUAUUUUAAGUCAUUACAUCACUUAAAGAUCAGCCACCCCAGCUAUGUUGUGGUGAUGGGCUAAUGUAACAGAACCUAUCUAAAACCCAACCUAAUCCAAUUUAGCAUUACUUAUCCCUAAAGUAUCUGGAGUGGCUGGACUUCUUGCAACCCAAACCAUCAUACCUUGUUCUUGUUCAAAAUGUACGUACAUACUGUUGUCUUUCACAGGGUUGUUCUGUUGUCUUUACCAGGGGAUUCACUGUUCUUGUAGGCUUUUGAUUUUGCAUAAUUAUGAGGAUUCUCUUGCUAAUUCAAACUUUAUAGUGCAUUUGUGGAAGGCUUCCUCACAGGCUGAUAGCAGUCUUUGGAUCACUUGUGGGUGAGCAGCAGCAGGAGUCACUUUGUCAGGAAGAUAGAAAUAAAAGCAUCACAUUUGAGGCAUCCUGUGUGAGAAGGUGCUGGCCAAGUCAGAAGGAAAAGGAUUCCAGCUGAUUAGAUAUUACUUUGAGAUUGCCUCCUGAUACAGAAUGCCUCAGUUACAACUUUCGCCCACACAUUUCAAAUAUUAUUGUAAAGUCCAUCAUAUGAGACUUAUUUUCCUGCUUUCAUGCUUGUUUUCUUCUUGACAUUUUGAUCCUUUGGUGAUUUUCCCUGUAUGGAGGAUGAAAGUUAAUCGCCUUAUUUUAUUUGUUCACUGUAUACUUUAUAUCUUGGCUUGCAUUAAACAGCUUCACAAUUCUGAGGUACAGUAUUCAACUUGACAUUCUUCACUAGGUUUCCACUUUGCUCUCUACAAGUAAGACAACCUAUAGUUGUGAGAGAUCUCCAUUACAUGGAACAUGUCAUUUCAUAAAGUGACAUAUAUGGUGCAUCAGUCAAGCUUCAGUUUCAUCUUUAUAUAUUUUCUGCUUUAUUAUUUGCUUUUUACUAUUGUAUAACAUGCUGUUUUGAUUCUUGAGUGGUUCUUCCUGCAAAGUGUCAUAUUGCUGGUGGAGGUGUGGUGGGGAGUGGUGGGUGUUAAAAGGAAGGCAGAGCUGUUGUGUGGUUUUGGUGCUGUUGGGUCUUGCUCUUCUCCUCAGCUCAAAGAUAUUUUCCUAGCACAUUUAUACUGCUAAUAAGGUUACACUGUAGUAAAGUGUACGUAAGUAGUGGAACAUUCAUCAAAAGAGGAUCCAAAGAUGUUUUUUUUUUUUUCUCUUGAUUUGUUUUUCAGCUUUGAUGUAUGGAAGUUAGUUUGCAAUGUGUAACCCUUGUGUUGGUUGGGCGGCAUUGGUAAUAGGCAAUGCUGUUUGAUUCUCCAACAGUUUUAUCAGUAUUUGUAUUCAAGUAAUUUCAAGCCACUAUUUAUAUACAAAAGAAAGGGAUGAAGUGGACAUAUUAUGUAGGCCUUAGUUUAUAAAGUUUUGCUGCUGUUGUGGUUUUGAUUGAGUGCAUGAUAGUUUUGUAAUUUGUUUUGGUGGUGUGUGUGGGUAAUGUUUUAUUCUCAGUUUGAUUUUUUCUUCCAUUUCAUUGCUUAAUAAGAGCGAUACAUUUAUUAGACAAGCACACACACACACACACACACACACACACACACACACACACACACACACACACACACACACACACACACACACACACACACACACACACACACACACACACACACACACACACACACACACACACACUGCAUGCAUAUUUUCUUACAUUUUUACCACAGUUGUCAUAUCACAAGCAUGUGUUCUAUGAAGAAUACAAAUGUAAAAACGAAUGAGUGAAUGAGUGAGGGAAAAAUAUUGAGAUUAGUGUAAAAGUUGAAUAGUAUUUAUUGUAGUCUCUCUCUCUCUCUCUCUCUCUCUCUCUCUCUCUCUCUCUCUCUCUCUCUCUCUCUCUCUCUCUCUCUCUCUCUCUCUCUCUCUCUCUCUCUCUCUCUCUCUCUCUCUCUCUCUCUCUCUCUCUCUCAUAUGACAUUUCAAUCUACAGUUAUAUUCUUAUCCUUUUCCUUCUGUCAUUCUGUCUUUCAUGACUGACUCAACACUGCAGUUUUAACUUCGUCUUCAUCCUUCCUUUCUUUUUCCAGGCUUAAUUUACCUAACUGCAGUAUUCCCUUCUUGUAGGAGGAACUAGCUGCCUAAGUUGUCAGUCCAGACCCUACCUGGAGAGCUCAAAUAUUAUCACUUGCUUACUAUUUAUUUUGAAGUGAAUUAAAAGACAUUAUGCCAUAGGAAAGACUGAGCAACCAGUAUAUUAGUUAUGUAUCUAUAGCGUACAUGUGUAUGUUUAAUAUCUGAAUGCGAGAAGUUAUGAAAUUUCUACAUUCGCCUUGAGACUACUGAAAGACAUUGUGAUCAUAUGUACAGUUUAGUUUUUUUUUUCUCUCAUUAAUUUAUUGUAUGUUUAAACCUUGCCGGCCGUGAAGGAUUGUUUACUUCUGCACUAAUUCUGGUUGUCUCGCUGGCAGUAGGUGGGAGGAGAGGAAACCUACAGAGAUAAACAUAAAGAAUGAUGAUUGUGUGUUUUGAAUUCAUAGAGGAUAAUCUUGCAAUUUUUGGAUCACAGAGUAGCAUUCAUAAUAAAAGAAAUAAAUCAAUGCAUAAUCAAGUAAAGAUAUGUUGAUUUAUGAAUGGGAGUGGUGGUAGGAAAAUUUACUUCAAAGUAGGAGUACAUCAUUAUAUUAUGUAAUGUUUUAAUUGCACAUCAGCAGAGAGAAGAAAGAUGUGUCUUAUUGAAAUGUUAAAGAAUGUAAUACACACUCUUGUUUCUGUCUGAGUUUUCAUGGUACAUUUUCUACAAGUUUGUCUAUAUUUGGGAUCAUUGAUUUAUGCACAGUUAAUCAAGCAAGUUUUCAUUAUUUUUUUGUAGACCUGUGGUGAGUUUCACUCCACCACAGUUAAUUCACAGGCAACCAAAGUAAACUGUUUUCUAAAUUUGUAUGGUUUUCUAGGAAACAGCUAAGAAAAUACAAUUUUUUUGGUGUUUGGUGCUUUAAAGAGAAGCUAACAAACUGAGGAUAAGUGACUUUUGAAGAGUUUACCUUUGAUUUUCUUGUACCAUUGAAGUGUCCCAUACUGUGUAUUUGGUUAUCCAGUAGUGAAGGGGAGCCAGCAAGCGAGGCAGCCAGAGUGAGUGGCACUGCUCAUCUGGACACAGCCAGUAUCCUACAGUACAAUUUAGUUCUGCCAUAUUGCGUGACGGAUAGGGUUUAUUUCAUUGUGACACAAGUAGUUUGGUUUUCACGAGGUACAUGCUUUACCCUUCCUCUGUGGCAUGGUGGUGGGGACAGAUCCAGUGGGGGUCAAAGAAGGUGGUAGAGGCCGAGUGUCACUGCCCUGCUUCGCACACACAAGUUGAUUUUGCCUCACGUAUGAGGUACACAAUGGUAUUUAAUGACAUUUAUGUAUAUUUGUGUUUCAUUCAUUGGGUACAUUUCUUGUUUAAAGUGCUGGCCAUCUUAGUACUAUUUGCUACUAUUUGUAAAUUGGUCUGAAUAUUUGUAGAAUUUUUAUGUUUUUUGUUAUUACAUAUUUACAUAUUUAUUUUUUAUUUGUUUUAUCUAAUAAGGAGAUGUAAAUUGUGACCAUUAUUUUGUUUAGUUUGUCACAAAGGAAUCUGAACCAAUCUUAUUUUAUUCUUGCAUUCAUUGAAUACUCUUGUGUGUCCAUGAGAGCCUGAAAAUUAUUCUUUCAUUUUCUACAUCAAUCCAAAAACAUACGUGCGACAAAUAAGUGCAGUGUGUGUGUGUGUGUGUGUGUGUGUGUGUGUGUGUGUGUGUGUGUCUUUGGGUCGCUGGGGCUCGCCUGACUGCCAUACCCUGUCACGGCCACAGUGGAGCAGGAUCUGUGAGGUGCGUGGCGGCGAGUGCCCGGCUUGGCAUCGAGGCGUGACGGAGCUGAGCGCUGUGUGUACCCUUGUAUCCAUUCAUUCAUGCAUGUAGUGAUCCAGAUGACAUCGUGUGUGACGUGACCCGCCGAGGGACCAAUGUUUUCUGUGCCUGCUGGUGACAAAGGAUGACGUCAUUGUCGUUAGUCACUCCUUACCUUCACUUUUCGGAAACACCAUUGUAAUGAUCUGUGUGUUUGGGAUCAGGAUUUGUUUGUCUCAUCUUGGAUUAUGUAAUGUGAGGAUUGUAUUCCGCUUUUAAAUUGUAAUAUAUGUACACAGUGGUAUAUGCAGACAUCUAUAAUUCUCCAUGCCUUAAGAAGAUAGCGUUUCCCCGUCGUACUGAUAGACUGAUAACGUGCUGUUGAUCUCAACGCUUUCGACAAUGGCGGAUUCGGUGCUGUGUCCACUUUUCUCUUUUUGGUCUCCCUCGGUUUAUCUUUUAUGCGUCUUAUUGAAAUAUUUAUGAAGUGUACAGAUGUCGUGAUACAUCACUAUAUUUAUGAUUUGUACAGAAGUGACUUUGCUGCACCUUAUUCAAGGGGUGAUAUAGAUUAUAUAGAUAUAGAGAUUAUAUAUAUUGAGGUGAUUUCCCUUUGGCGAGAACCUGCCUUCUUUCUAUUGUUCUUUCUUUUUAAUGCACUCACAUUGCAAGCGCCUGCCUCGAGUAGGAGAGUGUUUGGUGAAUUUGUUUCUCGUGUAGGUCAAAGUGAUGCUUGUGAUGAAAUACGUAUUGCCGGAGGAGAGAGUAGUGUACAGGCAGACAAGGGACCGUUUUACCGGGGCAGAUUUGUCGCACCAAGGGAGCUCACCUUAUCAUAGUUGUAUUUUCCUUGUUAUUUAAAAUGAGUGACCGAGUACUCAAGUUCUUUUGUACUGACGAGACUCUGGACUCUUGUAGUUUAAGCUUUCUAUGUAAUAAAACUUUCAACAACACAGGCUA
Molecule: messenger RNA, 8283 nt
Organism: Portunus trituberculatus (swimming crab)
Lineage: Eukaryota; Metazoa; Arthropoda; Malacostraca; Decapoda; Portunidae
Product: protein tramtrack, beta isoform-like
Exons: 5
Coding region: 106-1542 (478 amino acids)
Biological process (GO): regulation of transcription by RNA polymerase II
Cellular component (GO): nucleus
Molecular function (GO): protein binding
Source: RefSeq, a predicted model, not a curated record